Messenger RNA from Aspergillus bombycis, 930 nucleotides. Its product is annotated as dihydrodipicolinate synthase family protein. NCBI's taxonomy places the organism in Eukaryota, Fungi, Ascomycota, Eurotiomycetes, Eurotiales, Aspergillaceae. Bases 1 to 930 code for a protein of 309 amino acids. The transcript has a single exon. Gene Ontology annotation, molecular function: 4-hydroxy-tetrahydrodipicolinate synthase activity. The record is from RefSeq and is a predicted model, not a curated record.
AUGGUCGGCUUUGACAUGCGAGGUUUGACACCUGCUCCGGUGACACCGUUCACUGAAUCGGGUGACGUCGAUUACGAGGCCAUCCACCGUCUGGGUAGCUGGCUUGGGAGCAUCGACGGUGUGAAGGGCCUGGUCGUGCUAGGUCAUGCAGGAGAAGGAACCUUCCUGACACCCGAGGAGCAAGUAUCGGUGAUCAAAGCAUUCGUCCAGUCCGUCGACAAUAAGAUCCCCAUCAUUGCAGGAAUCACUGGAGAGGGCACCGAGGUGGCUGCCCUCGAAGCGAAGCGCGCAAAGGACGCUGGUGCGCAGGCUGGUCUUCUCUACCCAUCUCAUGGAUGGUUGCGCUUCGGAUACCAAGACGGCGCCCCCCAGGACCGCUAUCGCCGAGUUUACGAAGUCAGUGGGCUUCCUUUGAUCCUCUUCCAGUACCCAGACAACACCAAGGCCACAUACAGCCUGAAAACAAUGCUUGAUAUCUCAGCUCAGCCCGGGGUCUUUGCCAUGAAGAACGGCGUCCGCAAUAUGCGCCGCUGGGAUACAGAGAUUCCUGUGAUUCGCCGCGAGCGCCCCGAACUCCAGAUCUUGAGUUGUCACGACGAGUAUCUCUUGCAUACGUCAUUUGAUGUGGACGGUUUCCUUGUUGGCUAUGGCAAUAUCGCUCCGGAGCCACUGAUUGAGUUGAUCAAAGCUGGGAAGGCCAAGGAUUACAGGAAGGCUCGCGAAAUUCAUGAUCAGCUUCUGCCAGUCACGAAGAGUGUCUAUCACCGGGGAUCUCAUAUGGAGGGCACGGUCGCCCUCAAACACGCUCUGGUUGCUCGUGGUAUACUCAAGCAUGCAACCGUUCGAUCGCCUCUUUUGCCUCUUGAGCCAGGCGCAGAACAGGAGAUUCAUGCGGCCGUGAGUGCUGCCAGUCUAAGCAGAGUUGCAUAA